AACAUCUGACUCGGUCAGAUUUCAAAAAGAAUCUUAAUGGGAUUCAGACUCUCAAAAAUGUCAAAUUUAUUUGCUUAAAAAGCUCACACGUCUAUUUUUUUUUUCUCUUUAUAAUUUACGCUUCUCUCUCUCUCUCUCUCUCUCUCUCUAUAAUUUACCCUUCUCUCUUUAUCCCCAAGCAUCAACGAUGCUCUAUCUCCCUCUUUAAGAGUAAGCUAUUCAUCAAAUUCAUUCUUCUUGAACAGUUAUGGAACAAGCUAAUGAAAAUUCAAGAUUGACUUGGAGAUUGGAGGUAGUAAAAACAUUUUUAGAAACUUGUAUUCAAGAAGUGUCAUUGAAUGGGAGACAAGGAAGUAGUUUGAAGCCAGAUUCAUGGAACAGGGUUAUGGUUGUUCUGCAAACUUCUCAUGACUUUAUAGUCAUACAAAAGAAGAUGAAGAACCAUUAUGAUUAUCUAAAAGAAAAAUAUCAAGCUUGGUUGCCAAUAACUAAAAAGACUGGUAAUAUUUAUGAUCCAGCAACCAAUACCAUUCGAAUGUCUAACGAGGAGUGGGAUGAGUACAUAAAGGCUCAUCCAAAAGCCAAGACAUUGAGGAGUGCACCUCUACCAUUUCCGGAACUUUGUACAACAUUAUUUGAGGGUUCUACUACAACAGGCAUUCAUGGUUGGAGUCCAAGUUGUACAACUCCGCGGCCCGGUGCCUCUUCUGUAGCUACUAAUAUAGACAUAGAUUCACUUGAUGACAUUGAGGAUCUACUUGGUGAAAAAAAUGAUGGAGCUUCUAAAGAUUUUCCAUCUCAAUCUUCAAUUCCAAUUGAAAAAAAGAAUUUGGGAAAGAAAAGAAAAAAUGCAUCGUCCCGAUUAGAAAUUGAUGAGAAGAUGAGUGCUGCAUUGGAGUUACUGAUUAACAAAAACAACGGGUCUGAUGUUGAAGAAUGUAUAGAAAAACUAGACAAGCUGGAUGGAAAGAGUCAUUGUACUCUGCAGCUCUUUGUAUAUUUUGUGAAGGUGAUAGCUACACAAAAACAUGGAUGAAACUGAGAGGGGUCGAAAAAUUAGAGAAUUAUGUCAGAACCAUGGGGAAAAAUUGGGAAUUCUUUAAUUUUUCUAAUUAGCUAGUAUCUAUGUUAGAUGAAGAUUUUAUGGAAUCUAGUCUUUAUUUUUUUUUGUUUUUUAAUUAUAACCUCUGGAACUUUGUGGUAAUAUAUUAUGCUUAUGGAAUGUAUUUUAUUAGUGAAAAAUUCUACU
Molecule: messenger RNA, 1249 nt
Organism: Lycium barbarum (goji berry)
Lineage: Eukaryota; Viridiplantae; Streptophyta; Magnoliopsida; Solanales; Solanaceae
Product: L10-interacting MYB domain-containing protein-like
Exons: 3
Coding region: 248-1036 (262 amino acids)
Source: RefSeq, a predicted model, not a curated record